Molecule: messenger RNA, 2447 nt
Organism: Salmo salar (Atlantic salmon)
Lineage: Eukaryota; Metazoa; Chordata; Actinopteri; Salmoniformes; Salmonidae
Product: proton channel OTOP3
Biological process (GO): proton transmembrane transport
Cellular component (GO): membrane
Molecular function (GO): proton channel activity
Source: RefSeq, a predicted model, not a curated record
UUCACCUGCAUUUAAUACACGCUCUUACUGGGUAGGUCCAGCUUCCUAAUGCUCAUUAGAUUUGAAUUAUGAGGGAGAGGGAAAGAACAAGAGAGACUGCUGGAUACGUAAUGGAUUAAAGAAAGAUACAAGGAGAGAGGGAGAGAGAGAGAUUGAGAGAGAGACCGACAGAGCAAAAUAGAAAGAGAGAGGUUGAAAAAGGAGCUGCAGAGUGGAUAUAGUGAAAGUAAAAGGAGUCAGACUAAUUAAAGUCAGUAAGUAUGGAUUCAGAGCAUGGUACCACAGCGACAGCUGACACCAUGGUCCCCGGACGUCAGUGCCAGGAGUCUGGUACCACUGCGACAGCCGACAACAUAGACCCUGGAAGUCAGUGCCAGGAGUCUGCUACCACAGCAACAGCCGACACCAUGGUCCCUGAAAGUCAGUGCAAGGCUGAGGAGGAGGAGAAGGAGGAGGAGGAAGAGGAGGGAUCCGGAAACCAUGCGCACCCAGACACAGACCCAGUCCUGGUGUGGGCCCCCAGUGGGAGACGGCUGCUCUCCGGGCUCCUGGGCCUCAACGUUGUCCUCCUAGGGGCAGCUCUGGUAGCUGGCCAGGCCUUCAACCCUCAGGGCCUCAGGCACCAGGAGCCCCAGAUCUUCAUGUUGCUGCUGAUGUGUCUCAGCCUGGCCUGGAUGCUGUGGUACCUACUCUGGGCCAGGAGGAAACCUGGGAUUAGCCCACAUAAAGACCACCAUGCUGGGGGAAUCACCGUCACAGUGGUCCUGAUGCUGUUUGCCGCCUUCAGUCUCCUGAUGCAUCUCUUCAAGAUGGGUUACUAUGUCAUGAUGAAGGAGUGUAAGCCGGUUGCUAAAGUCCUUGCCCCCUUCAUCGAGGCUCCCUUUCUUGGCCUACAGACCUAUUUGCUCUGGGCUCACUCCAAAGACUGUAUUCACAAGCACAAGAUCAUUACCAGGUCUGGGCUGAUGGUUACUCUGAGCGCAGAUCUGUUGCUGUGGCUGAACGCGGUGACAGAAGACACCGUUCAUCUGGAGAUAGAGAUGGAGAAGGAGGACGGCCGCGCCACGUAUGGCAGCGCAGAUAGCUCUGACUCGGCAGGGCUGAGAAAUGCAACGUUAUGCCAGUGCAGUGCAGACACAGUGUGCCUGUUCUUCAGGAAGGGUUAUGAAGUCCUGUAUCCCUUCAACAUGGAGUACUACCUGAUGGCAGGCUGCAUGCUUUAUGUGAUGUGGAAGAACGUGGGCAGGCGUAUGAGCCCUGGGUCAAUACCCCACCAUGCCCAGAAGAUUACCCUACGCAUCGUCCACGAAGGUGGGAUCAUAUUUGGGCCGUUGUUCGGGGGUCUGGUCCUUAUAGCUGGGGUGGUUGUGUUCAUCCUGUAUCAAGUUUGGGUGAACCGAGGCCAGCACCGGCCCACUGCGUUUUUGAUAUUCUACAGCUACCAUCUAGCUGUGAUGCCCAUCAUGUCCCUCUGCUCCCUGGCUGGCGUGUUGGUCCAUAAGCUGGAGAAGAGGGCGGAUGAGAGGGGACAUAACCCCACGCGUAGCCUGGAUGUGGCCCUCCUGGUUGGGGCAGCCCUGGGCCAGCUUGCCCUGUCCUAUUUCUCUCUGGUGGCUGCUCUGGCUGUGGGGCCUAGCGGACCACUGGGAAGCCUGGAUCUUUCCUACUCCCUCCUAUGCCUGUUGGAGCUCCUGCUGCAGAAUGUCUUCAUCAUCAAUGGCCUCCACCGACACCCCAACAUGGCCCUCACCAAGGGGAAAGGAAAGGAGAGGAUCAGCAUUUUCAUGAAGAGGAAGACCAUGGAGAAUACAAAUGACAGGAAUAAAGUAGGAGGAGCGAUGUCUCUAUUGGAGAAGGGAAAGGCAGUGACAGCACCACCUGGUUGCCAAGUCAAGGAAGGACAACAGACCUUGUACAAAAGAGUCACACAGGAGAUCUGUGCCUUCCUCAUUCUCUCCAAUAUCAUGCUGUGGAUGAUCCCAGCAUUUGGAGCCCACCCCCAGUUUGAGAACGGCCUGGGGAAGCAGUUCUUUGGCUUCUCUGCCUGGUUUGUCCUGGUCAACCUGGUUCAGCCUCUGGGAGUCUUCUACAGGAUGCACUCUGUGGGGGCCCUGAUAGAGAUCCUGGUCACUGGCUGAGCUCCUAUCCUCUCCCCCACCCCCCUCCCCUGUUCUCUUCUCUGCCUGGUUUAACCUGGUUCAGCCUAUGGGAGUCUUCAACAGGGGGGCCCUGAUGGAGCUCAUCACUGCCUGAGGGAUAGGAACCACAACACUGACAAACUGCUCCCCUCUGGGACAUAAGGCCACAAUGAGCUCCGCCCACCUUUUCAUAUCCUUGGGUGAAAUGUUGUGCCGACUGACUACUAGUGACUAGCUAAAUAUCACAUUUCUGUAAAGAUGAGACAUGUAAACAUUUCUCUGUUGACAUUAAAAACAUGUGUACUUUGA